UGUUGUUGGAUUGCCGAAUGGUGCAGAAUGGUGCAUUUAUAGAACCUUUGAAGGAAACAUUCUGGUGGUUUUCCUGCGGCAAAUAGUGGAGAAAGGUUUCGGAACGUUCCGUGCGUGUUAGUGUUUUCCCGACCUGACCACCGGCCACACAAUCAUUACAUAACGUUCGUUCCAACGAUGGGAGGCGGUACAUCGAAGGCCGACGCUGGACCGGAGGCUCGUAAGCAGCCGGAUCUGACCCGUUUCAAAGCGCGCGUAGAUCGGGUGUACAUCGGUGGCCUGAGCCGGACGUACGACGAUUAUGUACAGCGUGCCGCAAGACACCUGUUUAAAGCGACCAAUUUUCAGGAUGUCAUCAUCGAAACGGCCAACGUGAAAGAUGAGCUGCUCCGGUUGGGAAUCUAUAAGAAUCUGCGGAUCUCGAUCGACACCAGCAAGGGUGACGGUGCAUCACCAAAUGGAUACACCGUGGCGUUUCAGGGCGAAGAACUGUCACGGAUCACGGGCAGCGUUGGUGUCGAAGUUGGCCAAAACGAUGGUGCUGCAACGACCGAGCUGGUCACGCCGAACUUAUUUGGGCGGGGAGAACGAUUGAGCCUCAACUGGAGCCAUAGUUACGUGCGUAACAGUGUGCUAAAUCUGAAGCUCACCAAACCGUACCUUCAUACGGCCGUCGGUGAUUACGAACCGGAAACCUCGAUUACCAUUUUCCGUCAUUCAUCACCAUCGCCGUGGGCCAAGUACCGCACCGAAGACAACGGCAUGUUACUUGACUUUUCCUUUGCGAUCCCGGGGCUACGAUUCAACAACAGCCUCCAGUACGAGCUGGGCAUGAAGGAACUGUUCGCGAUAGACAAACAAACGCCCUUUUUCGUGCGCGAACACUGUGGUCCCCGGUUAGCUUCGACCUUCCGCUACAUCUGCCAGUUUGAUGGUCGGGACGAUAACGUAUUUCCGGCGAACGGUGCAUUCGUGAAAAGCACGACCGAACUAACCGGCAGCCGGUUGUCGCAGCUGGGAAUCGUGCGCCAGGAUUUGCAUGCCGAGCUGAACGUUCCACUGUUCCUCGGUAUGUCCCUGCAGCUGUGUGGCCGCGUUGGCACGAUACUUCACGACAAAAAGAAGGAAGCGCUCCCGAUCAAUCAGCUGUUUUUCCCCGGCGGCCCGCAGUCGCUGCGUGGAUUCGAGUUAGCCGGCGCCUGUCCCCGGAGGGACGGUAUUGCGGCCGGCUGCCAGUCCUAUUGGGCGACCGGGUUGCACCUGUGGAGUCCGCUACCGUUCAACCAGUACUUCGGUGGGUUCGGAAACCUCUUCCGAACCCAUGCAUUCUACAAUAUAGGCACUUGCAAUAGCUUUACAACCGAUAAACUUCGCAGCACAGCCGGUGUCGGACUUGCGCUGAGGAUGGGCCAGAAGGCGCGCAUCGAGUUCAACUACUGCCAGCCGCUUUCAUAUGAAGUAGGCGAUCGGGUCGUGAAAGGUUUCCAGUUUGGCAUCGGUUUCGAUUUUGUCUAAGAAACUCAGACCAGGAGGACCAUUCGCAAUGGAGCAGAUACAGUUUGGUUCACCGUUUCCCACUGCUUUUGCAUUUCCGUCUUUGUUAUGUUUGGCAUUACGUUUUGAAACUGUUGCUUUUGCUCUCCCCUUCCGGAUCGAUGGGAUCGGCAUGGACACCUCUGUUUGAUCGAUCAUUUAGCGGGUCAAUUCCGCCGCAUUGAACUUUUCACACGCAUUUCCUAUAUGUUUUUAUCCCUCAACCGAUCGUGUCCUCACCCACACAAGUCAGUAUGGUUAAGUUAAAAAUGAAUUGAAAGUGAAAAUAGAUAAAUAAAAA
Molecule: messenger RNA, 1834 nt
Organism: Anopheles coustani
Lineage: Eukaryota; Metazoa; Arthropoda; Insecta; Diptera; Culicidae
Product: SAM50-like protein CG7639
Exons: 6
Coding region: 178-1515 (445 amino acids)
Biological process (GO): protein insertion into mitochondrial outer membrane; mitochondrial respiratory chain complex assembly
Cellular component (GO): SAM complex; outer membrane
Source: RefSeq, a predicted model, not a curated record